Molecule: messenger RNA, 690 nt
Organism: Homalodisca vitripennis (glassy-winged sharpshooter)
Lineage: Eukaryota; Metazoa; Arthropoda; Insecta; Hemiptera; Cicadellidae
Exons: 3
Coding region: 1-690 (229 amino acids)
Source: RefSeq, a predicted model, not a curated record
AUGACACAGCGGUUUGAGGACCUUCUGCUGGGACCCUGGGAAGUGUUGGAGGCUGCCAUCACGGGUAUGCCUCUACCACCGUCUCCAUCACCGCCCCGGGCCGCAGCCCGCAGGCUCCCUCUCCAGACGAUGCCGCUUCCUCGGCCGCGGCGACUUCCGAGGAUAAGUAUCGCCCCGGCCCAGCGAACCGUCGCCCCGGUCCCCUCGACGUCCCGGUCCUCUGCUGGGCCCAAUGUCGACUCGACCCAACCCUCUACCUCAACGGGUCGAACCGGCGCUUGUAGAAGGCCUCCUACAGCUGCAUCAGGAGUAGAUGUGGCACGGCAGAGGUUACGGGAACUGGUGCUGGACCAUUUCCUUCAAGUAUUUGUUUCGCCGGCGCACGCUCCCGUGGCGUGCACUGUGGGGGCGUUGGUUGCGAUGUCCACCCUGAGGGCCGAGCUCAGGGAUAUGCUCUGGCUCGUCGACCAUCUUCUCGACGAGACGCCCCGUGACCAGAGCCUCGUGAUAGCGUACGCGCUUUGGAGGGAAGUGCGCUCGUCGUUGGAGGGUCUGCUCAUCGGCAUCGGCGAGAGCAUGGAGUCGGCGGCCUCGAGGGAUCCCUACGACAUCGACCCUGAGGAACCGGAACCGUCGCCCCGGCUAGGCACGUUCGCUGCUGUGUCUGUAUGGACAGAUUGCCGACGGUAG